AUGUCGCUUCAUCAGUCAUUAGCUGCUACAUUGCUGCUCUUUGAAAUCGCUGUGGUCUACGCAGUGGGCCUUGCAAUCUACAGGGUUUACUUUCACCCUCUUCGCAAGAUACCCGGACCGAAACAUUAUGCCGUAUCUGGACUCCCCUUGGCCAUCGAGAACUCGUUCAGAGGUCUUUUUACCAAAAAGGUUCUCCGCUUUCAUGAGAAGUAUGGCGACAUCGUUCGUACAGGGCCAAACCAUGUUUCAAUGAACGGAACCAUUGGAUGGCCUGAAGUUUUCGGCCAUAGUCGCGGCGGACGACCUGAAUUUUCCCACUGGCAUGACUUUUACCAGAUUGGGGACAAGUCGCACCAGUCUCUUUUCCCUGCUGAUAGAGAGAGCCACCGACGCCAACGCCGUCUCCUGGCACAUGCCUUCUCUGAUGCUGCCAUCAAGGAGCAGGAAGCGUUGAUCAAGCAGUAUGUUGACAAGCUCUUUGUGCAGUUACGCAAAGAGGCUGCGAAAAAAGAACCGGUUGAUAUGCUCAAGUGGUACAAUUUCACGACUUUCGACAUCAUUGGGGACCUAGUCUUUGGGGAACCGUUCCAUUGUCUGGACAACAGUGAUUAUCAUCCAUGGAUUGCCAUGAUCUUCGCGGGCAUCAGAGCUGGCUCUGGGAUGAUGGCUCUACUGAAGAUGCCUUUGCUUCGUUGGGCUCUCCCACUACUGGUGUCCAAAGAAGACAUCCAAAGGCGAAAUGAACACAAGGCGAUGAGUAAAGUAAAAACCGAGCGGAGAACAGCACUUGGCCCUACGCCCGAUGGCCGAAAAGACAUCAUGACUUACAUCCUUCGUCACAACGAUGAGAAGGGCAUGAGCCAUGAGGAGAUCUUAGGAAAUUCGGACGCUUUGAUUGUAGCUGGUAGCGAGACUACAGCGACCGCGCUCUCUGGCUUGACCUACUGGAUAACUACCAACCCGCAAGCUUUGAAAAAUGUUCAGGAAGAGGUCAGAGCAGCCUUCAGAUCCGAGGAGGAUAUCACCAUGGUGUCUACUGGGCAGCUCAAAUAUCUGAAUGCCUGUCUCGAGGAGGCUAUGCGGAUGUAUCCACCUGUUGUAGAGACGCCCCCGCGUAUCUCUCCAGGGGAGUACGUCAACGGCCACUACAUUGCUCAAGGUACUUUCAUAACGAUCCACCAAUGGGCUGUUCACCAUAACCCCAACAAUUUCGCUCAGCCAGAUACCUUCAAGCCUGAGAGAUGGCUAAGCCCCGAUCAUCCUUUGUACGACCCGCAGUUUAGCGCAGACAAGAAAGGGGCUUUCCAGCCCUUUUCUUUUGGCCCACGAAAUUGCAUCGGCAAGAACCUCGCAUACGCUGAGCUUCGACUCAUCGCUUCUAGGUUCUUCUGGAACUUCGACAUCGCACUGCACCCCGAAAGCAAUAACUGGCCAGAUCAGCAGAGAGUGUUUACUCUGUGGGAAAAGAUCCCGCUGAUGCAAGUCAUUUUGAUGAAGAUGUCACCUUUGCGUCGAAAGUUCGCACUCACGGCAUUCUGCUUAUUGAGUGGACAAGCUGCAUUCGCAGCAUCGCUCCUCAACCUGCAGGAUCUGAUAGUCGAUCUAGGCUAUGGCGUCUACCGGGGCGCUUACAACUCAACUACACAUCUCGAUAUUUGGAAAGGCAUUCGCUACGCAGCACCCCCAGUUGGUGACCUUCGCUGGCGAGCACCAGCGGCCCCUGUUGUCUCUUCAAGUGACAUAGUGGACGCUAUCGAAUUUGCACCAGGAUGUCCUCAAGCCGCUCCUGCGCCAUUUCCAGUUAUUCCGGCACCAUCGGGUAGUGAAGAUUGCUUGUUUCUCAACGUGUAUGCGCCUAGGCGCAAGGAGAAAGCUAAGCUUCCAGUGCUUGUUUGGAUCCAUGGUGGUGGUUACGGGUUUGGAAACGGGCAGCAGGACAUGACUGAGAUCAUCAACGAUAAUGGAAACAGUUUUGUUGCUGUCUCUAUCCAAUAUAGACUCGGUGCCUUCGGGUUUCUCUCGUCCACUGAGAUCCAGCAGGAUGGCUCUCUCAACGCCGGUAUCCUCGAUAUGUCUUUCGCCCUGCAAUGGGUGCAGGAUCACAUUGAUCAAUUUGGAGGUGACAAGUCGCGAGUCACUGUUGCUGGUCAAAGUGCUGGUGCCGGUGGUGUGAUGCUACUUGGUAUCGCGAAGAAUGGCGCCCUAGGUACUUCGCUAUUCAGCAACAUUAUCGCUGCCUCGCCCUAUCUUCCACCACAGCACAAAUUUGAUGCUUCAGCCCCAACACGACAGUAUGAGAGCUUUUUCACUCGGGCUGGAUGUGCGAACUCUACCGAGACGCUAUCCUGUCUGCGCAGCAAGGAUUCCAUCACACUGCAGACCGCAAACUCAAACGUGAACGCUGCCAAUUCUUAUGGUCAUUGGGCAUUCGCUCCCGUUACAGAACCAGAAUCUGGCUUCAUCAACACUCAUCCAAGUGACUCCCUUGCAGCAGGACUCGUCAAUGGAGAGAACAUCCUCGUCGGCAACAAUGCGAACGAAGGUCCCCUCCUCGUCCCCACCAUUGAUAGUACCAGUGCACUUCAAGCAUGGAUGCAAGGUGCUUUCCCUUCAGUUACCUCAACAGAAUUCGAAGCCAUCCUCGCCGCCUAUCCGCUAUCGAAUCUGACAAAUAACGAUACAUUCGCAACCACAGGCUUCGGCCCAGUGACAGCCCUGACUACUAGCUUAUUCGCCUCAGGCAUACAACAGCGUGCAUAUAAUAUCUACGCCGAAGCGACCUUCGUGUGUCCGUCAUACUGGCUCAGUGGCGCCUUUACAACAAACAAUCGCACCGCAUUCCACUACCAGUACUCUGUACCUGGCGCGCUACAUGGCAGCGAUGUGACCGCGUAUUUCGGCCCUGCAACGCCUAGCCAGCCACGUUCCUUCACUACUGUUUUCAGACAGAUCUGGGGCCAAUUUGUCACGGCAGCGAACCCGGCUACUGCAAAGGGUCUCACGAAUCUCACAUGGCCGACAUGGGAAAAAGACGGACAUGGCAAGAUGCUCAAUCUCAACAUCACAGGCGGUGUGCCUUCCUCUGCUCCACAAUUGACAGGAACUACUAUCACAGAGUAUACAGACCCUGGGCUGCAAAAUCAUUUUACCGUUAUCAACGCGCUAGAGUGGGAAGGCAAUAGAGGUGCGAGAUGUGAGCUGUGGAGAAGUAUUGCUAGUAAGGAUGUGGAGAGGAAUUGA
Messenger RNA from Alternaria burnsii, 3240 nucleotides. RefSeq names its product cytochrome p450 3a17. The transcript is spliced from 7 exons. Gene Ontology annotation, molecular function: monooxygenase activity; heme binding; oxidoreductase activity, acting on paired donors, with incorporation or reduction of molecular oxygen. The coding region runs from base 1 to 3240 and encodes 1079 amino acids. The record is from RefSeq and is a predicted model, not a curated record. NCBI's taxonomy places the organism in Eukaryota, Fungi, Ascomycota, Dothideomycetes, Pleosporales, Pleosporaceae.